AUACCAGUAAUUAUUGUUUUACUUUCUUCCUCAGGAAUUCUUAUGAUAUGUGAUGUGAUGAGUUUGAUUGCCAUCAUGGAUGACACGGGUUUGUAUCAGGACAUCAAAUUCAAAAAGUUUAAGGAAGAGAUUGAGGCGGGUUCCCGGGAGGAGAAUUCAUUUGAAGUAAUGGAAGAGUGUUUUGCUUAUGUGGAUGAAGAGAAUGCAGUUUUUAUAAAGACUGAAGACUUGGAAUUUGCUGAUGUGGCAAGAAAGAAGAGUGAUAUUUCAGUGUGUCAGUAUGAAGAUCCAUUAAAAGUGAUAUUGCCAGAGGUUUAUGAGUGUGAGUAUACAAACUCCUCAGAUGCUGAUCAGAGGGCACCCAGAAGUAAGAAAGAGAUAUUGCAUGAAAAGGUUAAUUUAAAAAAGAAAACUGUUCUUUGUGAAAUAUGUGGGAAGAUAUUCCCUUCAAUGAGCAGUCUGCAAGUUCAUAAGAGAGUACAUACAAAUGAGAAACCUUUUCAAUGUAAAAUAUGCAAUAAAUCAUUUGUUUGCAAACCCUACUUAGCAUCACACAUGCGAGUACAUUCAACAGAGAGAAUAUAUAGGUGUGAAAUAUGUAAUCAGACAUUCAAAUGGAAAAAUGCUUUAGAGGUGCAUAAAAGAGUGCAUACAAAGGAGAAACCCUAUAAGUGUGAGCUUUGUAGCAGGUCAUUCUCACACAGUCAGAAUUUAGCGGUGCACACAAAAACACAUAGAAAGGAGAGCUAUGGCUGUGAGGUAUGUGGUAGCGCAUUUUCAUUGAAAAGUCGCUUAGUGUUACACCUAAGAACUCAUGUUACUGAAAAGCCAUAUAGUUGUAUGGAAUGUGGCAAGAAGUAUUCUAAAAAAUUUACCUUACAGGGACACAUGAGAGUACAUACAAAAGAGAAGCCUUUUAUAUGUGAUUUUUGUAGUAAGGCAUUCUCAGAAAGAAGGUAUCUCGUUGGACAUAUAAGAGUGCAUACAAAAGAGAAACCGCAUAUUUGCAAAGUUUGCAAUAAGUCUUUCUCCCAGAGGGGUAGUGUAGGGAGGCACAUGAGAGUACAUGAUAGAUAGAAACAUUGUUCUAAUAUGAUACACGUUCCUCUUCCUGAAAAGAUUGGAUUGGAACUACCCUAGGCAGUCGGAGAGUCACUUUCCACUUAUUUAGAAAUAUUUAUUGAUUAGUAGCACACAAACGUUCAUAUUCGAGGUAUAUAAUUACCUUAAAUAUUAGUUAACGUAAACAUAUAAGGUGAAACCUUAUUUUUGUAUUGAAUAGACAUUGUUAUGCAGUGUUGAAUUUACAUGUGGAUGUCAAUGCUUUGAUUUUUUUUUUGGGGGGGGGGGGUGAUUGGCUUUACCGAUGUAGAAAAUUCAAUUUAGAUGAAAUUAGUAAUGAAAUAUUUCAAGGCCAUAUUUACUUGCCAAUGAUAUGUGAGAGAAUGGUUUAUUGAAAAUUUGGCUUGCAGUUUAGCCAAUGUAGUCAGAAUUUUAUUUACUGUAUUUUAUUUACAAGGCAUAGAAAAUGAGACAUUUUAGUGAGAGAACAGUGUAAAAAAAAAAUCUUUCAAGCUAUCUUAGAUUUUGAUAUAAUGAAAUGGUCAAAUAAAAAGUAAGAAAAGUGACUGAGUGAAAA
Molecule: messenger RNA, 1639 nt
Organism: Penaeus vannamei (Pacific white shrimp)
Lineage: Eukaryota; Metazoa; Arthropoda; Malacostraca; Decapoda; Penaeidae
Source: RefSeq, a predicted model, not a curated record